Perkinsus marinus ATCC 50983 is the source of this 906-nucleotide messenger RNA. RefSeq lists its product as hypothetical. The transcript has 6 exons. NCBI's taxonomy places the organism in Eukaryota, Perkinsozoa, Perkinsida, Perkinsidae. The record is from RefSeq and is a predicted model, not a curated record. Bases 1 to 906 code for a protein of 301 amino acids.
AUGUCUCAAGCAUUGGUCCAUAGGAAUGGUACCAUCUGGCGAGAAGUCGUCAUCAGAGCUGCCAAAUUGAGCCUCCUCGCAGCUCUCAUUUCUGCUUUAUCGUUAUGGUUCGAUCCAGAGCAGUGGAUUUACUUCGGUGCCGUACACUGCAUCUGUUUCAACAGUUUACUGACGGUCCCAUUCGUCAGAAGGCCGAAGACGGCUCUUGCUGGAUUCUUAUUCAUACAGACGUACACCAUGGCCUUUGGUGCUUGCCCGAUUGAGGUCCCGCUUGAGUUACCCACUCUAGAUGUCAUGCCUUGGUUCCACAACCUUGGAUACUGCUUGCUCGGUGUCUGGCUCCAUAGCGUCGGUGCUCAUAAGAUUUCGGCGAUCGAGUUGAUACCGGGCAGACCAAUGCACUUCGAGGACACAGUCUUCACGUUUUUCGGACGACAUAUGAGCGCCACCGGUAACAGUCCUGAAGGGCCCGUCUCAGAUCUCAAAGUCUUAUUAAUCGCGAGCUGCACCAUGUUUGCAAGCCUGAGUCUGGUGCAUUGGUUGUCCAUAGCCGAGCGAGCGCAGUACAAACGUGUGUGGUUUGAAUAUGAAAAGAUCUCUGAAUCGGACGAUAAAGCCAUGGAAAUGGGCGCUAUUGGAGGAGACGAGUCGAAGAUACAGCAUGGCCCCAAGCCACGUGCUCCGUUACUGGACUUUUUGCGUGGUCUCUGUCUGGCAUUCAUCGUCUCUUUUCACUUCAUGUGGGACCUCCAAGAGUUCGACAUGUUACCUCAUCCUCCCCCGGCCCACAAGGUCGAUGGACUCCCAAUAAAGAAUUAUAUACUCUUCAUUGUCUACUUUGUCAUCUCCAUCACCUCUUGUCUCACUGCCGCCCUUUACACUCCCUAUUUGGGUUAUGCAUUGUAA